Molecule: messenger RNA, 1230 nt
Organism: Hordeum vulgare subsp. vulgare (domesticated barley)
Lineage: Eukaryota; Viridiplantae; Streptophyta; Magnoliopsida; Poales; Poaceae
Product: protein VTE6, chloroplastic
Exons: 5
Coding region: 71-1039 (322 amino acids)
Cellular component (GO): chloroplast inner membrane
Source: RefSeq, a predicted model, not a curated record
GAGUCGCGCACUCUCGCUCGGCUGAGACUGAGAGAGCCGAAGGCAGAGGCAUCCAAGACGGUGGCGGAAAAUGGCGUGCGGUCUCCUGCCGCUGCUCCACACCCACCUCUCCCCUCCGCCUCGUUUCCUCCUGCCCUCCCUCGUCGCGCCCAGGACCCUGCCCCUGGCCCCUCGCCGGACCGGUGUUUCGCGGCACCUGUCCCCCGCCCCUCCGCGCUCGCUCCCGGACAUUGCCGCGGCGGCGGCGAGCCUCCGGGACGCGGUCGCCGGCGCCUUCCAGGCGUCUCCGCCCACGUGGAGCUCGGCUGCCGCGACCAACCUCACCGUCUUCGUCGCGGGCUCGCCGCUGCUCCUCUCCGGCCUCUCCGCCUCCGGCUUCGCGGCCGCCUACGUCCUCGGCACCCUCACGUGGCGCGCAUUUGGGCCCCGGGGCUACCUCCUUGUCGCCGCCUACUUCGUCGUGGGCACAGCAGUCACCAAGUUAAAGAUAAAACAAAAAGAAGCUUUCGGGGUGGCCGAGAAAAAAGGAGGAAGGAGAGGGCCUGGUAGUGUUAUUGGUUCUAGUGCUGCUGGUUGUGUCUGUGCUCUCCUAUCAGUAUAUAAUGUGGGUGGUGGAGCAUUAGGGGAACUCUGGACACUUGGAUUUGUUGCUAGUUUCUGUACUAAACUCAGUGAUACGGUUUCCAGUGAAAUAGGGAAGGCAUAUGGAAGAACAACGUACCUAGUGACAACAUUUAAGGUUGUUCCAAGAGGUACAGAAGGUGCAGUCAGUGUUGAGGGCACUCUUGCUGGAAUUGUAGCAUCAAUGUUUCUUGCAGGGAUUGGUUAUAUUCUGGAGCAGGUAAAUCUACCACAAGGUGUGGUAUGUGUUCUUGCAUCCCAGAUUGCAAAUUUUGGCGAGAGUUUGAUUGGCGCAACACUGCAGGAUAAGGAAGGUUUUGAAUGGCUGAACAAUGAUGUUGUCAACGUGCUCAAUAUCUCCGCCGGCGCCGUUUUGUCUGCUCUAAUGCAGCAGUUACUCGUGAGCUGGCGCUCAUGAUCCUUCUUUCCUGACUUCUCUGCAGUGCAUCCGCUCUCACAGUCUCUUAGGAUGAGUGUGGUCUGGGUGAGUUGAUGCAAGUAUGAGUCAAGAUGUGUGUUUGGUUGAUUGUACGAAUAUGGUGCAUGAGACAUGCUGUAUAAGACAGACGUUGAUUGGUAGGCUGCAUCAAUACUUGUUUUCUUUGUCUA